This is a messenger RNA of Trypanosoma conorhini, 1074 nucleotides long. Its product is annotated as receptor-type adenylate cyclase. Bases 1 to 1074 code for a protein of 357 amino acids. The transcript has a single exon. Lineage: Eukaryota; Euglenozoa; Kinetoplastea; Trypanosomatida; Trypanosomatidae. The record is from RefSeq and is a predicted model, not a curated record.
AUGGCGGCGUGUUGGGGGCGGCGUGGCUGCUGUGCGCACUUUGGCUCGCGGCCCUCUGCGGCGUCGCCGUGCCUCCUCCUCCUCCUCGUCCUUCUGCUGCUGCUGCUGCUUCCGUUACCCCCGCACAGCGCAGCCGCCCAAGCCGCAGCAAUUCCUGACACCCCAGUGAAGAUUUUGAUGUUGAAGAGAAGUGAACUUGGCGUAUUCACUCCAAUGUCUAUCGCAUUUUACGCCGGCCUGCAUGCAUCACUGAGGGCGCACAACUCCACGGCUUCGGACGACGUUCGCGUUGAAAUUGUCGAAAGGGAAACGACGUUGGACGACUACGUCACCGUUCUGGAGGACGUGAUGGAGAAGGAGAAGGACAUUCUCGCUAUUCUGGGCCAGUUCGGUGACACUUCCGUGAGGAAGGUGCUUCCAGUUUUGCCUCGCUAUGACCUCGUCUCUUUUGCCCCAAUAACCGGGUCGAGUUUGGUUCGUGGGUGGAACCCCAACUUGUACUUUGUGCGCGCUGACCCUGCGGCCGAGCUGCUGGCACUUCUCCGCUACGCCGUGAUGCAGCUGCGGGUGCUUCGGCUGGGCUUCAUGUACCUGCAGGGCGUCCUUUUUGGUGAAGAGGAAUAUGAGCAGGCACAUGAUGUGCUGUCGGCGAUGGGCUACGACUUCUGCGGUGUCUUCGCCGUGAAAACCGCUUCGAGUGGUGAGGCCGACCCUAACGAGUUCGACGAUGCGUGGGAGCGGUUUGCCGCCACUCGGCCGCAGGCGGUGAUUGUGUUUGGCUGGCCGACGGCAGACAGCAACAGAUUCAUUAAGAGGAUGCUGACGGACAGGCGCACCGCCGGCGCGUACAUGCUGGCUCCCUUUUUGUUGCAGCCAUUUGUUUUGGAACACGUGGCGCGCUGCCGUGGCUGGUGGUGUCAAGUUUGUGCCCGGGCAGGUGAUCACGACGGGGACGAACCCGCUGGCGAGGGACGCAACGUACGACGCCAUCCAGCGCUUUCAGGUGGCGAUGCGGGAUUACCUGAAGAACAGCGGGCAGAGAGACUACAAGGACACGGAGCAUUUCCUCAAUAA